This is a messenger RNA of Drosophila kikkawai, 961 nucleotides long. RefSeq lists its product as uncharacterized. The record is from RefSeq and is a predicted model, not a curated record. NCBI's taxonomy places the organism in Eukaryota, Metazoa, Arthropoda, Insecta, Diptera, Drosophilidae.
GAAAGCACAUUGUGAAAUUAACAAGCGUCGGUUUUGGAAUAUCGCUCUUCGUUUUGGCAAAAUGGACCAAGUUGAAGGUAUAGCUAGAGCUGGAGGAUCUCCACAACCGUUGUACAUGGAGUUGAUUGUCUACGCAACAACCUCCUGCCGAAUGUUUUACAUCCAAGACGCUUCCGCCUGGCUAGAGUGGUCCUCGGAAGACCCUCGUGGUCAGAAUCUCACCGCCCAAGAAGCGUGCCGCAUGUUCCUGACAAAGGUCCUGCCCCACAUAGACACCUAUCAGCUGCCGGCAAGUAUCAAAAACCGCUGCAAGCUCUGGAAUUUGCAUCCGUUGUUUCGACGCGUCGCCGAGGGUUAUCUGUACGUUGGGGAAAGCAGCGGACUAACUGCCCGCUUCGUAGUGGAGCCGAACCGAGAUUUUCGUCUAGUCAGUGGAAUAUCCGGGAGCGAAUCCGCAGAGAGAUCCCACACUGUGCUUAUGGAUAACGAGGCUGUAGAACACCAAACUUGCACUGGGUACAAUUUUAAGAUUAGCGUUGAGAUGGCAGCUCUAUUGUCAGUCAUGGUGUCCACCGAUCAGGAGCUAUCCAUUGGCCAGAUGCACGAUCUGGCUGAGAUUCACCGCCGCUUGCGCCUUGCCAAGCAAUCUUUUGAAGAUACUGGCAGUCUGGCUCCCUUUCGUUCUGAAGUCGACCACCUCGUGUACAAUAUGAAUAUAUUUGUUAACAUAAAAGAGAAGCUUUGUCGCGUGAUGAGUAAUUGCAAGAAAUAUUAGAAUCUUUGGAUUCAGCUGUAUUUAAAAAUAUCUAUUAUAUGUUAUUAAUCGUUCUAUAAUCCUGUAUUAACUUUUACUCACCCCUAAAUACGCGAAUAUUUGAAUACUUUUGUAUAUGUGGAAUUUUAUCAAUCUUAAUUUGACUAUUUAAGUCCAAUUAUAUAUUAAGUACUUUAUCAGCCUUAA